GGCUAUUAUUUGAACGUUAUUUUCAUUUUUAAUAUUUUGUUAAUUGCUGCUUCAAAAAAGAAUGAAAGUCCUGCAGCGCGUCUUCCGGUGACGUCAUCGCGCGCUCCGCCGGGCAUGCGCAGUGGAGGCGGAGCGCUGUUCUGGUGCUGAAGCACGAGACUCGAUCGUCUCUAAACACUUCUACUGUGUAGAGAUCCAUGUUCAAACGGAGCAGGAGAACUUCUGGACCGAUCGGCUGAGCUGAUGGCGGUGUCCGGCGCGUCCGAGCAGCGCUCAGUGUUCCUGGCGUCCGAGUCUCACGGUCAGCAGGUGCUCAGCGUCCUCCAGGCCUUCAGAGAGAGAGGCGUUCUGUUCGACUUCAGCGUCCGUGUUCAGGAGGAGACGCUGCCGUGCCACCGCUGUGUCCUCGCCGCCUGCAGCGACUUCUUCAGGGCGAUGUUUGAGCUGGACACGCGGGAGCGGGACGACGGCUCGGUGACCCUCAGUGACCUCUCACCUCAGGCCGUCCACGCCUUCCUGGAUUUCGCGUACUCUGGGGAAAUCGAAAUCAGAGAAGACAACGUGGACAUGCUGUUUCAGCUGGCCUCUUUCCUGCAGGUGGGCUUCCUCUCUCACGCUUGCAGUGACUUCUUGGUCCAAACGCUGGAUCUCUCCAACUGUCUUCAGCUGUUGGCGCUCGCCGAGGCUUACGGCUCCUCACGUCUCCUGCGCCGCGCGACCGACUUCGUCACGCACAACUUCCACGCGCUUUCCUCCGCUCCGGACUUCCUGGAGAUGCCGGCGCUCGUCUUGGAGCGCUGCCUGUCUUCGGACGCGUUCGACGUCCCGGACGAAGAAAGCGUCCUAGGUGCGCUACUCCACUGGACGCGGCACGAGCCACAGUCGCGUGAAAUCCUUCUACCGAAACUUCUUCCGCGAGUCCGUCUGCACCAUCUGCGUCCGUCUGCGCUGGAGGAGGCCGAGCGGCAGCUGAGCGCAGACGGAUCCUGCGUUAGCGUGAUUAAACAAGCGCUCGCAGACGUUCAGCGCUUCAGUGGCUUGUUUUGCGAUGCCCGACCUUCUACGACAUCCAGCUACAUUUUCGUGCACAAAACGGAGGAUAUUGGAGAAAUGCGGCAUGCGUUCUGCUACAACAUUGGUGCGGACCUCUGGAUGGAGCUUCCGAAUGACGCCGCGCAGAUUUUAGAUCGACCCGGAUCAUCGCUCAGCAGUUUCGGAGAAAAGCUAUUCAUCAUUGGCGGAUGCCUCGGCCAAUGUCCUCGCGCUAUUCGCCUGCACAUCGCCGCUCAUCAGCACGACGCGACGGACGAAGUCUACUGCUACUGUCCUGUCACGUGCAGCUACACACCAGCUCUGCGCAUGCGCAACCCUCGGACGAUGCAUGCAUCCGUCACCGCGCAAAAUCGCAUUUACGUAAUCGGCGGAAAAACACGCGGCGCUUGCAGCAUUCUGGACGUUGAAUACUUUGAUCCUCUAAGCGGCAUUUGGACAUCCGUCAGCCCUCUUCCCAAAGGAAUCUACUUCCCUGAAGCGAGCGCAUGCGGAAACAUCGUUUACACGCUCGGAUCCGAGAUGGAGAUUACUGAAGCUUUCAAUCCUUCGCUCGACUGUUUCCUCCGCUACGAUACUGUUGCUGAUCAAUGGUGCCAAUUAGUGGCGGAGUUCGGACAGUUCUUCCACGCAACGCUCGUCAAAUCCGUGUCCAUCAACCACACGCUGUAUCUGUGCGAUCUUUCUACGUAUAAAGUCUACAGCUUCUGUCCGGAUAGUUGCGUUUGGAAGGGCGAAGGUUCGUUCGAGUGCGCCGGGUUCAACGCGGGUGCCAUUGGCGUGCGGGAUAAGAUCUACAUUCUUGGCGGCGAUUAUUCGCCCGAUGAGAUUACGGACGAGGUGCAGGUUUACGACAGCGGACGAUCUGAAUGGCAGGAGGUAUCUCCAAUGCCGCGAGCGCUGACGGAGUUUCACUGUCAGGUGCUGAGCUUCAACCGCUACCGAGAUCCGUGGACGAGAGAAACAGCUGAAACACACUGAA
Puntigrus tetrazona (Sumatra barb) is the source of this 2032-nucleotide messenger RNA. It is a transcript of the gene kbtbd3, whose product is annotated as kelch repeat and BTB (POZ) domain containing 3. Gene Ontology annotation, molecular function: protein binding. Lineage: Eukaryota; Metazoa; Chordata; Actinopteri; Cypriniformes; Cyprinidae. The record is from RefSeq and is a predicted model, not a curated record. The coding region runs from base 244 to 2031 and encodes 595 amino acids. The transcript has 4 exons.